Messenger RNA from Ictidomys tridecemlineatus (thirteen-lined ground squirrel), 2225 nucleotides. NCBI's taxonomy places the organism in Eukaryota, Metazoa, Chordata, Mammalia, Rodentia, Sciuridae. The record is from RefSeq and is a predicted model, not a curated record.
AUGCGCGCACUCAGCUCUAGGCGAUCCCAGGCUUCACGUAGUGGCUUCCCUCCCCCGGGCUGUCCCUCACUUUGUCCCCUCUCCUGCUAAAUCCGUUUCCCCUUCUUUUCUAGUUCCCAGAUGGGGCUCUCUGCAACUCCACGGCCGAGCGAGAAGCGUCUUUGGAGAGCUGGUGGCUGAACUGUUGGGGCGCACAGUGGAGGGUGGGGACCGAGCCACUCCGACCGCCCCAAAGUGGGAUGCAAAGAGCCGACGCUGGAAACGCCCCCGAGGGGCUGAGGACACGGGUGCGCCCGGGUCGCAGGGAUCCCUCCAAAGCAACUGAGGUCAACCCAGGGUUUCUGCGCAUCUGCCGCUGGACACGGUCCAAGCAGACGGCCAUCGCCAAGCUCCUCCUCCUGGAAGUGGCAGGGCGGAGGAACCGGAGCCAGGGAACCGAGGGCCGCCGCGAUGGAGCCGGCCGGCCCGAGCGCGGAGGAGGCCGGCGCGGAGGCCGCGGUUGGAGACCCGUAUCGGAGGCCGGCGCGGCGCACGCAGUGGCUGCUGAGCGCCCUGGCUCACCACUACGGCCUGGAUCGCGGCGUGGAGAACGAGAUCGUGGUGCUGGCCACCGGCCUGGACCAGUACCUGCAGGAGGUCUUCCACCACCUGGACUGCCGAGGCGCAGGUCGCCUUCCGCGCUCCGACUUCCGCGCGCUCUGCGCCGUUUUGGGGCUGCGCGCCGAGGGCACCGCCUCCGGGGAGGCCACCGGGGAUGCGAUCCCUGGAGACUCCGGGGAUGGGACCUCCUCCGGGGAUGUGGCCGCUGAUGGAGACGCGGACGCCCAGGAGGAGGCGCGGCUGGCGCUGCGCGCGGAGCCCCCGGAGCUCACCUUCCGCCAGUUCCACGCGCGCCUCUGCGGCUACUUUGGCACCCGCGCGGGUCCCCGGUUGCCCCGCGGAGCGCUCAGCGAACACAUCGAGACGCAGAUCCGCCUGCGCCGCCCGCGUCGCCGCCGCCGCCGCCAGCACCCGACCCAGGCGCAGGGUCCCGACCAGGGUGGGCGGGGGGGCCCGGAGGGCGAGCCCGUCGUGGCUGGCAUCCGUGUCGUGCAUCUGGUUGGCCUCUGGAAGAGCCAGGCAGGCGCGCACGAAGAGGGAUGCGGCAGGCCCGAGGCAGUGGCGCGGGAGCUGCGACAGGCGCAGGGAGCGCUGGCGGCGGCGGAGGCCCGCGCUGGGAGGCUGCAGCAGGGCCAGGCCGAGGUGCGGCGACGCGCAGAGGAGGCCCGGCAGGCCGUGCUGCGCAGCCUGAGCCGUGUGCGGGAGCUGGAGGCGCUGGCACAGCAAGUGCCCAGUUUGCAGCGCUGGGUGCAGCAGCUGGAGGCGGAGCUACAGCGCUACAGGUCACAGGGUCCCCAGCUGUCAACGCCCCCUCAAGGCAGCCCAGAGCCAGGAGUCCAGAGGGGUGGCCCCGAGGAGACUGGGACCAGAGCCACGGCCACCGCUCCAGAGCCAGGCUGGCAGGCAGAGAGCAGAACCCUGGAUGAAGUGGACGAACAGCUGUUCCGCUCCGUGGAGGGCCAGGCGGCCUCUGAUGAGGAGGAGGAAGAGGACGAGACGUGGCGGAGGCAGAAGAGGCCACCAGAGGCCCGGGCCGAGUGGCCCUCCGGCUGUCAGGGCGGGUACGUUGUGGGGGGACACCAGAUGGUGGAGACGGAGCGCGUGCGGCUGUCGCUGCUGGAGGAGAAGCUGGCCGACGUCCUGCAGCUCCUGCAGAGGCUCCUCGACCUGAACAUCUCGAAAAGAGCCCUGGGGCAGAUCCUGCUGAGCACCCUGGACGCCUGGAGGAACCCCGCCCAGGAAGGCGCACCUGGGCCCUCGGCUGUGCUGGACGCCCUGCACCGGGCCCUCGCUGGCUGUGAGCUCCUGCAGAGGCCACCCCCAGGACAGGCCUCUCCAAACCCCGCUCUCGCCAACCCCCUUGUCCUCUCCUGCUGAGGUCACGGACACAGCCCGUGGGCACCGCUGGUCAGCCUGACCGCCAUCCACCCGGCCUCCACGAUCGGCCUCACCACGGUCACAUCAUCAGCACUCAGGAGGCCCUGAAGGCCACCCCUUCCUUGGGCCUUCCCCCACCUCCCGUCACAGUCCCUGCCUCCCUGUCACCACAGUCCACAGUGAAGCCCUACCGACCUGGGCCCGGUGACACCCACCUGUCCUCCCAGUGACUCGGGAGGCUGAGGCAG